AUGCAUCUUGUCGUGGCCAUCAUCGCGGCCCUGGCCCUCACUGUUCAGGCUUUUCCACAGCAUGGACGCUUUCGGAUGCUGGCCCGGGCCAAUGACACGGAAAUAGCAUGCGGCGCAAACGUGUACAGCCUCACCUCGGUGAGGUCGGCGGCCAACGCGGCCUGCAAGCACGUGGAGGCCGGGACAACGGCGGGCAGCUCGAGCUAUCCCCAUACGUACCGUAAUCAGGAGGGGUUCGACUUCCAUGGCGUUGCCGGGCCCUUUAUCGAGUUCCCGAUGAAGACGAAUGGUGUUUACAAAGGCGGCAAGCCGGGCGCCGACAGAGUUAUCAUCAACGAAAAGUGUGACCUGGCGGGCCAGAUCACCCAUUCGGGGGCCCAGGGCAAUGCUUUUGUGGGAUGCGAGGGGACGGAUUGA
Messenger RNA from Colletotrichum navitas, 417 nucleotides. Its product is annotated as Ribonuclease/ribotoxin. NCBI's taxonomy places the organism in Eukaryota, Fungi, Ascomycota, Sordariomycetes, Glomerellales, Glomerellaceae. The record is from RefSeq and is a predicted model, not a curated record. Bases 1 to 417 code for a protein of 138 amino acids. Gene Ontology annotation, molecular function: RNA nuclease activity; RNA binding. The transcript is spliced from 2 exons.